Molecule: messenger RNA, 1986 nt
Organism: Symbiodinium natans
Lineage: Eukaryota; Dinophyceae; Suessiales; Symbiodiniaceae
Source: the annotation of a GenBank genome assembly
AUGGCGGACGACACGAACGGCAGGGUGAAGCUUGUCAUGGGACAAAUUGAGCAACUCAUUCAGGGCUUGCUGGCGUCACAUGAAGGUGAGCACCGGGCAGUCCAUUCCGUGGACGCGGGGCCCCGAUCCGUGCUUUCAUCUAGAGAGUCCAGAGAAGAGUCGACUCCUUCCGCGCCUCCCUCAGACCCGCACCUGGUGCCUGAGCCUGCACCAGCACCUUGCGCGAGGCGAGUGGAGCCGCCGAAGACGAAGCCAGUGCAAUUUCAGCCAGAAUCCUCCAUUGCCUCCCAGCGAUCCUUGCUGAGCUCUGGGGUAGAGGAGGAGGAGGAAGAAGACGACACCACUGGCUUCAAGCUCGGUCUAUCAUGGACGAAGCGGCAUCAAGAGCUGGGCAAAUACCGAAUCAAUAGCAAGGGUACGAAGACCAUAUCCACCACCAUCGCUGUGGUCUAUGACAUCUCACACAGCCGGCCGUCGAAUUGGAGGCGCUUCUGGGCUGCUGGGGUUGCGGCUGUUCUGUUUUGGGACUGCAUCUCCAUACCUUUGCUCGCGUUGUCCUUCCAUGAGCCUUGGGUGAUGGAGCUACUUCGGAUCAUCUUCUGGACGCUAAGCCUGCCAAUGUUUUGGACAUCGCGGAGCAUCUCUUGCAGUUACGCUGACUUGAUCUCCCUUGGGAAUGUGCUUCUGGAGGUCGUGCUUCUGAUCUUGCUCAUCUGCGCCGCCGUGGCGGGAAGCAGCCCUUCAGUCCAUGUGCAGUUUCUGCUUCGAGGGCCUGAGAUCCUCCGCCUGCGGCACAGCUCCGAGAUCGACGCCUUCCGGGGGCUCUCGCGCAUCUUCGCCAGAUGGAACCGAGGCGAACUCAGAAGGCUGAAGGUGCGUGCGGCAUGGAACGUCUUCUCCACGAUCGUCAUGUGCCUGAUCGGCCUUCACUGGCUGACCUGCGCCUGGUUUGCGUCCGGCCGAGCCUCGGAUGGAUGGGUCCACACCGAGGGGCCUUCUGACUUCAUGGACCUGUCAACCCUGGAGCAGUACCGCGUUACGCUGGAGUGGGCCAUUUCCAGGAUCCCUCCGUCCAAGACCACGGACAACGUCCUGCUCACCUCGCAGACGGAUCGAGGCCUGGCCCUCUCAGCAACGGCCAUGAUCCUCCUGAUGGUCUCAAUGUUCACGUCGAUCGUGACCAACGAUCUCUCGGACAUCCGCCGCGUGCAGAGGCAGCAGGGGGAGGCUGACUGCCAGCUUUCUGACUUCCUGGAAACAUUUCCGGUGUCCUGGGCCUUGGAGCGACAGUUGAAAGGCUACCUGAAGCAGACGGUCAAGAGAGUCUACCUGCCCAGCAAGCGAGAUAUCGCUCUGCUUCUUCCCGAGUUGCUCCAUGGGCAGCUUUUUGCCGAGUCGUUUGGGGCCGUCAUCGGCCGCCAUCAGAUGCUGGCGGGGCUCAUGGUGAAGUAUCCCAGCUUCCAGCGAGACCUUUGCAUGAAAGGUCUCGAAGACUGGACGGUGGCCCCCAACGAGGCGCUGUUUUCGCCCGGGCUCUUCUGCCAGAGGAUGCUCUUUGUUGCCUUCAACUUUGUGCUCUACAAGCGGGGCAGCAUGGUGACGCACGCCGAACGGAGCAAUCCCCUGAGCGCCCGGACGUGGACGCUUCCUCGGGGGUCUUCGUGGCUGAAUCUUGGGACUGGGGUCUCCGGGGUGCGUGGGGUGGUGCCCGACCGGAAGGUGUCGAAGGACAGCGCGGUCUUGCGAGUCGUUCCGCGGCAUUGGUUGUGCGAGGCAUGCUUAUGGACCAACUGGCACUACCUGGGCUACGCUGUCGCGGGGACGUGCACGAGCCUUCUGUGCUUGAGCCCGGAGCAGCUGCUGUCCAUCUCGGCGGGGCAUGCGGAGCUCUCGGCGGAGCUGAUGAUUCAUGCGCGCCUCUUCCUCCACGCCCUGAACGAGAUGGACGAGACGGAGCUCAGUGAUGUGCACCACAUCGUCGCGUGA